Messenger RNA from Bufo gargarizans (Asiatic toad), 1309 nucleotides. Its product is annotated as putative nuclease HARBI1. Bases 61 to 1284 code for a protein of 407 amino acids. The transcript has 3 exons. Lineage: Eukaryota; Metazoa; Chordata; Amphibia; Anura; Bufonidae. The record is from RefSeq and is a predicted model, not a curated record.
ACUAAGGGACAUUGGGUAAAGUACAGUGGUGACGGCGGGAGUUUGCAUCUUGGUUUCACCAUGGCGGAUGACUCCGAGGAGGAGGUCCUACUGCACUGGCUUAUUUCUCGGCGAUGGGGACAGCGGUCCAUUCCUUUGGAUGAUGAACCGAGUAGAAGAAGGAGAUUAUGGGUCCAUCCCAUUGUUUCCCAACGGUACAGGAAAGGACACUUCCAUACCUUCUACGCAGAUCUUCGCCAGCAUCCAGAGAAGUUCUUUGCGUUCUGUCGGAUGUCAGUGUCUACCUUUGAUUGCUUGCUGUCGUCUCUACGUACUGCCCUUACCUUCAUGGACACCAAUAUGAGGCGCAGCAUUACUCCUGAGGAAAGGCUCAUUGUCACGUUGAGAUUCCUGGCAACUGGGAACUCAUUUGCAUCUCUGCAUUUUGAGUUUCUUUUGGGAACCUCGACGAUUUCUCGGAUUGUGCAUCACACUUGUCAUGUCAUCUGGCAGCAACUUCGAGACACAGUGAUGCCACAGCCCAAGGCGGACGAUUGGUUUCGAAUUGCUGAGGGCUUCAAUUUUGCGGCGCAGUUUCCAAACUGCAUAGGGGCAAUGGAUGGCAAGCACAUUCGUGUGAAGAAGCCUCCUCACUCAGGGUCCCGAUUCUUCAAGCAAUACUUUUCAGUAGUGGUCAUGGCUGUUGCUGACAGUAAUUACCGGUUUAUAAUGGUUGAUAUCGGGACCUAUGGAAGCACUGCAGAUGCUCGCGUCUUUAGUGCUUCUAGAAUGGGUGAGCGGCUUCGUGCCAACCUGCUUGCCCUGCCCGAGUCCAGAAGAUUAGCCGGAUAUUCUGGUCCCCCGGCUCCAUUUGUGAUCGUGGCGGAUGAAGGGUUUGCAUUGACUCACCAUGUUAUGCGACCCUUCCCAAAGCGUGGUUUGGAUCUCAGGGGGCGUAUUUUCAACUACCGGUUGACUCGUGCCCGUCGGUAUGUUGAGUGCGCAUUCGGAAUACUCUCUAGCAAGUGGAGGGUGUUUUUGUCAUCCAUACAAAUGGAUCCGGAAAAUGCUACCUUGGUGAUACAAGCUUGUGUUGUUCUACACAACUUCACCAGGAUUCACGAGGCUUCCUCUUCUGUUGACAUGGAAGAAUUUCCUACAUCAUCAGUUUUGGGUUUGGAUAGGACCUUGCAAAGACGACCUGGGACUGCAGGCAUUGCAGUUCGGGAACUCUAUGCAGACUACUUUUUCAGCCCAGAGGGUUCCUUGCCAUGGCAGAUGGACGCUAUUCGUGGCAGUGUUUGAUUUCUUCUGUUCUCGUUAAUUUUUU